AUGUGGCGGGCAGGUCUGGAUGCUCUGCCUUCUCGGGUGAAUUUGGUAAAAAGGAAGGUGCUGUGCGAUCCAGUCUGUCCUAACUGUGGUCUGGAGCAAGAGUCGAUCCUUCAUGCCCUUUGGUCUUGUCCGGCCUUAUCUGAGGUUUGGACAAUCCAUUUCGCGUGGCUAACCAGGAAAACCAGGUUCUGUUCCAAUUUCCUGGAUGUUAUUCAAGCUUGCCAUUCUAGGAGCAACCUCUUUGAUUUGUUUGCAAUCAUCACUUCGCUUUUAUGGACCUGCCGUAACAGAUUGCGAGUUAGCGAGACAACUAUUCUGCUGCAAAGAAUUAAUUCCCUGGCCCGUGACACUCUCCAAGAAUUCCAGGAUGAUAAUCCCCUCCCCCGUGGCCCUUCCUCUUCUCCCAUCCCUGUCAAGUGGUCUCUGCCUCCCAAAAACUGGGUGAAAGUCAACUUCGAUGGGGCUUUAUUUAAGGAGGUUGGCUCUGUUGGGUUGGGAGUAAUUAUUAGAAACGACCUUGGUCUAGCAAUGGCUGCCUCGUCACAAAUCAUUCCACUGCCUACCUCGGUAGAGAUGGUGGAAGUACUGGCAGCCCGCAAUGCCAUCUGUUUAGCUAGGGAGCUUCAGUUUGCCAAAGUGAUAGUUGAAGGUGACUUUGAAGUGGUGAUAAAGUCUCUAAAUAGCACAAGCUACUCCUCCACCAGCUUUGGACAUAUCGUUCGAGACAUCAAAAUUGCAUUUGCAGCUUUCAGUGAAGUGAUUUUUUGUCACACUCGCAGACAAGGCGACAAAGUAGCCCAUUUGAUUGCUAGGUGA
Quercus lobata is the source of this 816-nucleotide messenger RNA. RefSeq lists its product as uncharacterized. Gene Ontology annotation, molecular function: nucleic acid binding; RNA-DNA hybrid ribonuclease activity. NCBI's taxonomy places the organism in Eukaryota, Viridiplantae, Streptophyta, Magnoliopsida, Fagales, Fagaceae. The coding region runs from base 1 to 816 and encodes 271 amino acids. The transcript has a single exon. The record is from RefSeq and is a predicted model, not a curated record.